Messenger RNA from Apiotrichum porosum, 2238 nucleotides. RefSeq lists its product as uncharacterized. NCBI's taxonomy places the organism in Eukaryota, Fungi, Basidiomycota, Tremellomycetes, Trichosporonales, Trichosporonaceae. The record is from RefSeq and is a predicted model, not a curated record. Gene Ontology annotation, biological process: ribosomal subunit export from nucleus. Gene Ontology annotation, molecular function: GTPase activity; GTP binding. Bases 1 to 2238 code for a protein of 745 amino acids. The transcript is spliced from 4 exons. Gene Ontology annotation, cellular component: cytosol.
AUGCCGCCCAGGACAAAGCCCACUGGCUCCGGCCUCGGAAGGGCCCUCCUUAACCGCAAGCACAAGGAGGCCAUUGCCCCUCAGGAGACUCAGCUCUACGCUCUCGACGACUCGAACCCCCUUGCUUCGGUUACCCAUGAACGUGACCUGGACGAGUUCCUCGCCAACGCGGCACUCGCCGACGCCGACUUCACUACUGAGCGUUCCAAGAUCCGUAUCAUUCAGGCGGGAGGCUUGAUGCCCACUCCUCAAGUUAACCCUUUCCUGUUGAGCGCUGCCGAGGAGAAGAAGAUGGCCAAGAAGCACGACGAGAUGCGCAAGGGACUCAAGAUCCCUCGUCGUCCCGCCUGGACGCGCUCCACCACCCGCCAAGAGCUCGAGCAGCAGGAGCGCAACUCGUUCCUCGACUGGCGUCGCUCCCUCGCACACCUUGCCGAGGACACGUCGUUGCUUCUCACCCCCUUUGAGCGUAACAUUCAGCUGUGGCGUCAGCUGUGGCGUGUCCUCGAGCGCUCCCACCUCAUUGUCCAGAUUGUCGACGCGCGCAACCCCCUCGGAUUCCGUUGCGAGGACCUCGACGUCUACACCAAGGAAGUGGGCGGCAACGGCGGUGCCGCGGAGGAGGAUGGCGACGAGGGCGAGAUUACUGUCCCUGGCCCCGGCAAGCGCACGUCGCUCUUGCUCAUCAACAAGGCCGACCUGCUUACCAUUGAGCAGCGUGCCAUGUGGGCCGACUACUUUGAGGAGAAGGGUAUCUCGUACGCCUUCUUCUCGGCUGCCGACGCCGCCGCCGUCCAGGAGCAGGCUGAGAAGCAGCGCAAGCGCGAGCUUGGUAUCUGGGACUCGGACGAGGAGGCGUCGAGCGACGAGGAGGAUGGCGACGAGGCUUCUGGCGACGAGUCUGAGGAGGAGUCUGAGGCUGAGGACACCGAGGAGGUUACUGAGGCACUCGAGAAGACCGACCUGAACGCCGAGGCCAAGCCCCGCACAACGGUUACCGUCGAGGAGGAGGAUGUCGAGGAGGACAAGUACAAGGUGGAGGAGGAGCCCGUCGAGCCCGAGGCCGAGCGCACUCGUGUCCUGACCGUCACCGAGCUCGAGGACCUCUUCAUCUCGUCUGCCCCUCCCCUCUCCGACUUUGCUACCGAGCGUGACCCCAACCCCAGCAAGCUCAUGAUCGGUCUCGUUGGUUACCCCAACGUCGGAAAGUCGUCUACCAUCAACGCCCUCAUUGGUUCCAAGAAGGUGUCCGUUUCGGCCACUCCCGGAAAGACCAAGCACUUCCAGACCCUUGUCCUCUCGGACGAGAUCACCCUCUGUGACUGCCCCGGUCUCGUGUUCCCCCAGUUUGCCAACACCCAGGCCGACAUGAUCUGUGACGGUGUGCUCCCCAUUGACCAGAUGCGCGAGUACUCGGCCCCCGUCGACCUCGUGUGCCGUCGCGUGCCCCGCGCCAUUCUCGAGGGUACCUACAGUAUCCGUAUCGACGUCCGCGAGGUCGAGGACGGUGGCACUGGUAAGGUUGGCUGGGAGGAGUUCCUGUCCGCCUACGCCAUUGCCCGUGGUAUGACCCGUUCGUCAUUCGGUAUGCCCGACACUUCGCGCGCCGCUCGUUACGUUCUCAAGGACUAUGUCAACGCAAAGCUCCUUUACGCCCGUGGCCCACCCGGUAUCGACGCCGACGAGUUCAUGCUCACCUCGCACGAGCGUACCCUCGCUGCCAUUGAAGAAUCUUACGCCAACGGCCGCAAGCGCGCCCCCGAGACCCACGUGUCCAAGAACUCGGACACCUAUGUCGCCCCCGCCGCCCCCGCCGCUGCUCCGUCCGACGGACCUCUCCUGGAGGAGAUUGAGCCCACCGAGGGCGAGGGCGCCGAGGCGUCUGCUUCUGCCGACGGUCCUCGUGAGCGCCAGCUCACCUCGGCCUCGGUCGCGCGCAAGGCCGACACUGCGCCUGCCCGUACCGGCCGCCAGCGCGCCGCCGCUCUCGACGGCGCGUUCUUCACCGAGGCCGGUCCCGCCCCGCGUCCAGUCGUCAAGGGCCGCUCGCAGGGUGCCGCCGCCGAGGGUGAGGGCCAGCACGGAUACUCGCGCCAGACCAUCUACCCUCACCAGCGUCGUCUCGGUCCCGACGGCAUGCCGCUCAUCGAGUCCGUGCCCACCAAGGACAGGAACACUGGCAAGAAGCACUUCAAGAGGAAGGAAGGCAAGAUGCGCUCUGGAAGGGGUUACGACUAA